CAUAAAUUCUUCGAGAGCAAACGUUAAACAAGACAAGGCUCAGACCAAAAGCUCCUCUACAUUCUAGCCAACCGAUCCUCUCGUAACCUUCGAUUUCUCCGCCAUUUCUAUAAUUUCUUUCGUUUCAUGGUUUCUUUUAUUGUUAAUCUCUCUCUAGUCUCUACAUCCUGCUAGAUCUCGUGUGGUGACGGAUAAUGGCCACGUUCGAACUUUACCGGAGGUCGACGAUCGGGAUGUGCCUGACCGAGACUUUGGACGAGAUGGUUCAGAACGGCACUCUCAGUCCUGAACUGGCAAUUCAGGUUCUUGUCCAGUUCGACAAGUCUAUGACUGAAGCUUUGGAAGCUCAAGUGAAAAGUAAGGUCAACAUUAAGGGGCAUCUGCACACUUACAGAUUUUGUGACAACGUUUGGACCUUCAUCUUACAGGGUGCCACGUUUAAGAGUGAGGAAUGCCAGGAGAAUGUUGGCCAGGUGAAAAUUGUGGCGUGUGAUUCAAGGCUGCUCACGCAAUGAGAUGCCCGGGGUCAGUUGCCUGUUUAAUAAGGAGAAUUUUACUGUCCCUUGGUUGGAAGUAGAGGGAAAUGGUGGGAGCUGGUCUGAUUACCUGCAGUAACUUUGUAACUGUAAGACAUUGAACGUAAAUUGUAAAGCUACCACGCUCCAUGAUUAUAAUUUUUCGAUGUUACAUGUAUUAUGGUUCCAGUUCA
Messenger RNA from Juglans microcarpa x Juglans regia, 709 nucleotides. RefSeq names its product transcription initiation factor IIA subunit 2. The record is from RefSeq and is a predicted model, not a curated record. Gene Ontology annotation, biological process: RNA polymerase II preinitiation complex assembly; transcription initiation at RNA polymerase II promoter. Lineage: Eukaryota; Viridiplantae; Streptophyta; Magnoliopsida; Fagales; Juglandaceae. The coding region runs from base 195 to 515 and encodes 106 amino acids. The transcript is spliced from 4 exons. Gene Ontology annotation, cellular component: transcription factor TFIIA complex. Gene Ontology annotation, molecular function: RNA polymerase II general transcription initiation factor activity; TBP-class protein binding.